ACCGUAACUCUGUGGAUUUUUUGUAUCCAGGUGCAGGCCGACAAGAAACGUACGGAGAAUCUUUGUGCAGCCGCCUUGAUACCCAAGGAUGGUGUAUACCUUUCAAAUCCAUUUCUUCUCGCGCACGACCCCUUGGAUCUCCGGUUGAUGGUAUCAUUGGCUUAGUGCCCGCUUUUCCGCUCAUGGAGUAACUGAACUGGCAUUGAUUGACUCCGAUAUCAUGUCAUAACCCGGGUCCUCCUCAUCUAGACACCAUCGGCCUCCGUCCGUUACCUGUAUCGGAACUGAAUCAUCAAACUAGGCUUAGGGGACAACUCGGAUUAGCCAGGCAUAUCAAUCAAGCGCUAUGGAAAUGUCCACCGCCGAAAUACGUACAUGCACGUCUGCUAUUCGGAGCAACCCAUCCUAGCCACUAUAAAACCCCCCACAAACACUCAAACUGAUUGAUUAAACUCACACUUUCAUUACUGCAACACUACCAUGGACAGAUCAUAUACCUGGCUUGUAACGGGUGCUUCUCGUGGCAUAGGCUUUGAGCUCGUCAAACAACUUCUUACUGCUCCAACGACUCAUAGUGUCUUCGCAGCUUGCCGUAAUCCUGCAGGUGCGAAUGGUUUAAACGCUUUGGCCCAUGGAUCUCCAGAGUUUCACUCCCAAAGUCAUCCGGCCCUCCACGUCGUGCAAAUGGACGUUACUGACGAGAACUCUAUCAACGCCGCAAAAGAGGAGGUCAAAGAGAUACUAAACGGACGUGGGUUGGACUAUCUCAUCAAUAAUGCGGGGAUUUCCGUAAGGGAUGACCGUGCAAACACAUUCACCGCGAAGGAUCUCACAGCCAGCAUUGUGGCUAACGUCGUUGGUCCAGCACUGGUUACCCGAACAUUCAUCCCACUCAUAGAACAAAGUGCAAAAAAGGUUGUCGUGAACAUUUCUAGCGCACUCGCGAGCAUUGGAAUUGAUUAUGGAGGAGAACUCGCUAGUUACAGUAUUAGCAAAGCUGCACUCAACAUGCUGACUUAUAAGCAGUGGAAAGAACGCCCCGAUCUUGUACCAUUUGCCGUUGACCCAGGUUGGGUAAAAACGGAUAUGGGAGGUACAAGUGCUGCUCUCGAAACACAUGAGAGCGCUUCCGGCAUACUGCAUGUCGUAUCUGGUGCGACGCCCGAAUAUGCUGGGCGAUUUAUCAGCUACAAAGGUGAACCAGUACCUUGGUAAAGAUUUUAUUGACGUCUCGAAGGUGAAUUCGAGCAUCAGAAUUUAUGAUAUACUAUGCCGUAUCAUCUAUUAGUAUUAUGUACAACUUACGAUUGGUAAUGGUAUCUUUCUAGCUGGUUCUAUUGUGUCGGUGACUUCUUUGCCUUAUACUAUAGACCAUUCAACUUACUUUGGCUUUGAGAAUGUAUGUGCUAUUGUUAGUAGUUAAUAUUGUAUCAAUCAUAUGACCACCUUAUCAAUGUAAUCACUUGCGGGUUCAUUUUUCCCCCUGCUCUGUUUACGUAGGAGCACAUAUAUGAGCUUGGUUCCUUUGCAUUUCGAGAAUCGUAAAUAGUGCUUCUACUACAAAAUAGGAUAUUCUUUCAUCUGGUCC
Molecule: messenger RNA, 1588 nt
Organism: Serpula lacrymans var. lacrymans S7.9
Lineage: Eukaryota; Fungi; Basidiomycota; Agaricomycetes; Boletales; Serpulaceae
Exons: 6
Coding region: 481-1215 (244 amino acids)
Source: RefSeq, a predicted model, not a curated record